AUGAAUUCGCUGAUAAGAUCGUUAAAUGAAGAUUCAAGAGAAAAAUUAAUUAAUUAUUAUAAGCUCAACGUUUAUAAUCCAAUUUUCAAAUCAGAUUUUGAAAAACCUAAUAAAGGAUAUAUUCCACAAGAUAUUCCAUCAAAAUUACAUCUUAUAAAUAGAGUUGCUUCAAUUAUUGAAUCAAUUAAGCAAGCUAUAUCUGAUGAUUCAAAAAUAUCCCGCAUUGAUGAGUUAUCCAGCCUUAUAAUUCAAUAUCCAUUUUUAAAGUAUUAUGCAUAUAAGAAUGAUGCGUACACUAUUUUAAAUCAAAUAUGGUUAAAAUCAUCAUCUAGAAAUUUAACUUCUUCAGUAGAUCAAAUAUUUGCUCUAUUAGGCUGUCAUAAGCCAUUACAUAAUGAAGGGAUCUGCAUUUUAAGUAUUGAUGGAGGUGGUUCAAGAGGGCUUUUAUCACUUCACAUUUUGAAAGAAAUACAAAAGUUAUGUAAUCAACCAAUAUAUACCUUGUUUGAUUUCAUUUGUGGAACAAGUACAGGAGCCUUUAUUGCUUCUCUUGUUGGAUUAAAUAGAAAAACAUUAGAUCAAUGUACUGAUUUAUAUAAAGAACUUAGUGCAGAUCUAUUUGAAAGAAAUCGUUUGAUAGGGGCUGGAAAAUUAGUUUGGAGCCAUUCAUAUUAUGACAGUGAUGUACUGGUUAAAGCCUUAAAGAAGCAAUUUCUAGAUAAAUCAAUGAUAUCUACUUCAAAAGAUCUUGAUUCCCCUAAAGUAGCUUUAAUUUCGACUGUAGUUAACACUCCUCUCCCAAAACCUUUCAUAUUUCGGAAUUACGAUUUCCCACUAAACAGCGAAUCACUUUACCCCGGUACAUACGAUGCUACCAUAUGGCAAGCCUGCCAGGCAUCAGCAUCUGCACCCGGUUAUUUUCAGGCAUGCCAGUACGGACCAUAUAUUCUGCAGGAUGGAGGUGUUUUAAUGAACAACCCUGCCCCCAUAGCCGUACACGAAAGCAAACUAAUAUGGCCUGGCGAAAGAGUUCAAUGCAUUGUUUCGCUCGGUAAUGGUAGGUUUAAUCCUUUUGACAAGCCAUCCUCCCCCGACACUUAUAGCAGUCUCAAAUCGAAGCUCAGUAAAAUGGCUCAAUUCAUAGCCGAUACCGAAGGAGCCCAUUCUAUCCUUUCUGACCUGCUACCUUAUAAUUAUUACUAUCGGCUUAACCCUCGAUUGACUAAAGAAUUUCACUUGGACGAAAAAAAUCCAGAUAAUCUUAAAAUCAUCGAAGACGAUGCCGCCAAGUACGUUGAGAGAAAUGCAGCACUUUUUGAAAAAUUGGGGCGAAGAUUGAUGGCUCGAAGAAAAUUCACAUCUGUAGCUAGAGAUGCUAUAAAUCGAUAUAAAUCAAAAUUUUUGAGCUAAUAUUUAUUAUUAGUAUUACAUUUUUGAAAUUAUAUAAUUAUUACAAUAUAAUAUAUACAUUUUUAAAUAUAAGAAACCUAAAUUACAUAUAUAACUAUAUACUAAAUAUUUAUAGUAAAUUGAAUAUAAUGAAUCAUGUUAU
Molecule: messenger RNA, 1552 nt
Organism: Gordionus sp. m RMFG-2023
Lineage: Eukaryota; Metazoa; Nematomorpha; Gordioida; Chordodea; Parachordodidae
Product: calcium-independent phospholipase A2-gamma-like
Exons: 8
Coding region: 1-1410 (469 amino acids)
Biological process (GO): arachidonate metabolic process
Cellular component (GO): membrane
Source: RefSeq, a predicted model, not a curated record